Molecule: messenger RNA, 333 nt
Organism: Paracoccidioides lutzii Pb01
Exons: 2
Coding region: 1-333 (110 amino acids)
Cellular component (GO): endoplasmic reticulum
Source: RefSeq, a predicted model, not a curated record
AUGGUAUGUGACAACAUCAGUAUCUCCAUAUAUCCCACGGUCUAUUCCAUCCUCCCAUUUUUAUGCAAGAAUGCUAAGAGACCCCCACUGCAUUUGCAGGCCCAAACCCCCCAACAACGCCGCGCAAAUGAGCGCUACGCCAAACUCGAGGCUGCAAAGCGCGGCAAGCCAGAUACGGGCGUCAAGACAAAACCAAAGAAAUCGCCUAUACCGGUAGGUUGGGUUGUCGUCCUCGCCUUCGUCGUGUGUGGUGGUAUGCUCUUUGAACUGCUCAGAGUUGUCCCUGAGCUGUGGGGGAUUAUUUCAGCGUUUUUGACUAAGCGGACGAGUUAA